Messenger RNA from Aspergillus homomorphus CBS 101889, 1359 nucleotides. It is a transcript of the gene tpcI, whose product is annotated as questin oxygenase tpcI. Gene Ontology annotation, molecular function: oxidoreductase activity. Lineage: Eukaryota; Fungi; Ascomycota; Eurotiomycetes; Eurotiales; Aspergillaceae. The transcript has a single exon. The record is from RefSeq and is a predicted model, not a curated record. The coding region runs from base 1 to 1359 and encodes 452 amino acids.
AUGGCUACGGCAACCCAGAUCCGGCUGCAACCCCCAGCAGGCGUGGCCUGCGCCCGUGCCCGUCCCCCGGACAAAUCCCUGGAGACGGCGAGCCGACUUCUGCAAAAGAACCACAAUGAUCACCAUAUCUUUUGGCGGCCCGUGGCCGGUCACAACCACGUAGCUCACUCCGUGCUGAACAUCCUGGCGCUCGGCGGCGGGCCGCGCGAUCUGCAACGGGCGUUCAACGACGGGGUGGAUAUCCAAGUGCCCAUGCCCCCGCUCGAUGAGGAGGCCGUGGCCCGCAUGAGCAGCAACAGCAGCAGCAGCCCCGACGACCCCUUGCGCGCGUGGAUGGGGCGUCUGGAUCAGUAUCCGAACUUCCUGCACUUCUUCUCCCGCGAGAUCGAGGCCAAGGGAGCCCCCACCGUUAUCCGCCAGUACUGCUUCGGCGGCACGUCCGUCGCGGAGACCAUGUUCGCGAAUCUGUUCGAAGGGUUGUACCACCCGCUGAUCCACAUGGCGCUGGGCGUCGAGUUCGAGCAGCCGGGCAUCGUGGCCGAGGGCCUCGCCCAGGCCGCCUGCCAUGAUUCUAUGGGCAUUGAGCCGUUCCUGGUCCGCUCCGAGGCGCGAGCCCGAACCAACGCCGGAGCAGGAGCCCCUCUCCCGCCAUUGAUGGAGCUGUUAGAUGCGGUGCGCGACAAUGAGGCCCUGCAGAAGGCCGCUCAUGGGUAUGAGGAUGGUCCGGCCCGCGUGCGCGACGGCAUUCUGGGCGCGGCCGGGGAGGAGAUCACCGCCAUCGCCGCGGACUUUCGCGUCCCCGUCGAGCAGUGGGACCGCCGCGCGGCCGAAAUGUACAGCUGCGCGGCUUACCUGGCCGGGGCGGCCCAGCGGCCCGGCAAGGCCCGCAAGGUCGACUUCUUUCACCUGCACACGGUUACCUCUGCGCUGGGGCUGAUGGUCCUGCUCCAGCAGCCCUGGAUCCGAGACAUCGAGAAAGCGCGCCUGCUGGAGUGGAAGACCCGCGUGGACCUGGUGUGGUACGCGGCCACCGGGGCGGUCGAGCUCCGGCUGCAAGACGUCGCGGACUACAAGCCCCGCCACGAGGGCUGGGACUGGGAGCGCCUGUACCAGGCGACGCUGCAGGUUCACGAUGACGGCCACUUGGCCAAAGUGGUCCGAGCAUUGAGGGUUGGAGAACAGAUUGUCAGACCGUGGGAGCAGGGGCACCAGGCGGAGUUCUUCCCCAUUACAGGGCCCUUGUGGCUCCGCAUCGCCCAGAUGGCCUACGAUUCGAGUGCGGGUCAUCCGAUCGAGGAGAAAUGGAUUUGGGGCGUGGGGUUUGACCAGAACUGGGCGGCCGUACCGGCAAUAUUGUAG